CGCCGCGGAUAUUUCCCAGAAACAGACGUGAUUCAGCCUGAAAAAUCUCUGCAAUCAGUGACAUUUUCUGGAUUCACGUUGCCAUUCUCCCGGUCCGUCUUUCUCCUCCUCCGGACCACGAGGUGGCCGCAACCAGAUUGGGAUUGGCCCUGAUGAUCACAAGGAGCCCCCUCCACCUCUUUUCAGCCAAUCCUGGAGGGGCUGCAGCGCUGAUGUCUCAGAGGGCGAGAGGGUAUUUGUGUUCAGGAGUCCUGAAGAGACAAGCCACAUCACGAUAAAUGGAGGAGAAGGAGCGAUGUAGGAGCAGGUCUCCAGCUCGGAGGGCCAGUCGGGUGCAGCAGGUGGUGGGCACAAUAAUACGUCGCACCAGAGAGUCAUUAAGCAGAGAGCGCUUACUGGGUGAUGGGAGGUCACAGCGCUCCAACAGUCUGUCCAAUCAAAACUUUGUGGCCAAGCUGUCGCUGCAGAUCACCAGGGACCCGGUCCUGGACAGCAGCACGGGACAUGGCUUCACCCUCACCACAAAUGCACCCCUGCUGGUCAGGGACGUCGUUGCAGGUAGUCCUGCAGAUGGGAUACUGUACCCUGGGGACCAGGUGCUGCAGAUUAAUGAUACAGUGCUGGAAGAUUUGAGUGAUGAAGAAGUGGAAAACAUCUUAAGGGACUUGGAGGAUUGUAUCACUGUGACUAUCCUACGGCAUAUGACAAACCCCAAGUCAUCCAUCAUGUCAGCAGAGAAGAGAGCUCGUCUGAGGAGUAAUCCAGUUAAAGUGCGCUUUGCAGAAGAGGUGGUGGUCAACGGGCACACUCAGGGAAACUCUCUUCUCUUCCUGCCAAACGUCCUCAAAGUCUAUUUAGAGAACGGGCAGACAAAGGCCUUCAAGUUUGACAACUCAACCACUGUUAAGGACAUUGUUCUGACGCUUAAGGAUAAACUGUCCAUCCGGGCCAUUGAAUACUUUGCGCUGGUGCUAGAGCAACAGUACAGCAUCACCAAGCUACUGCUGCUGCAUGAAGAUGAGCUUGUACAAAAGGUGGUACAAAAGAAAGACUCCCAUGACUACAGAUGUCUGUUCAGGGUGUGUUAUAUCCCGAAAGAUCCCACAGACAUGCUUCAGGAUGACCCCACUACUUUUGAGUAUUUUUUUUUACAGAGCGUUGGGGACGUGCUGCGGGAGCGUUUUGCAGUCGAAAUGAAGUGUAACACUGCACUCCGCCUGGCAGCCCUGCACAUGCAUGAGAGAUUAGAUAGUUGUGGACAGACCAGGGCCUCUAUCAAGAGUAUAACGAAGGAGUUUGGCCUGGACAGCUUCAUCUCUCCAACGCUGCUGAGUAACAUGAGGGAGAAGGAUCUGAGGAAAGCCAUCAGCUACCACCUCAAAAAGAUCCAAUCCCUGCUAGAACCGCGCCAGAAGGUAAUAUCUGCUAGUCAGGCUCGCUUGGCCUACCUCACUCAGCUAGGAGAGCUCAUUUCAUACGGGGGACGAUCAUAUACAGCUACGAUGAUGCUUCAGGACAGGGAGGUGUUGGUCAGCCUGCUGGUGGGAGCCAAGUACGGGAUGAGUCAGGUCAUCAACCACAAACUAAACGUCAUUUCUACACUGGUGGAGUUCAGCAGCAUCAGCCGAGUGGAGCUGCUCUCAGAGUCGGACAAAGUCAGCCUGCUGCGCAUCUCACUGCAUGACAUGAAGCCAUUUGCCUUACUGAUGGACUCUCUGGCAGCCAAAGACUUAGGGUGUCUGCUGGGAGGCUACUGCAAACUCCUUGUGGAUCCAAGUGUCAGUGUCUUCCGUCUGGGGCGCCCAAAAGUGAGGGUGCACCGGAUACCUGCUGAAGAAGGUUAUGUGUCUCGCUGCUGUAGUGACUCAGAUGACUCAACAGAUGAGGAUGACCCGAUGGAUUCUCAGAAUUACAAACGCCCAGACCCAGCAAGUCAGGACUGGGAAGAAAGGAGGAGAGAGGAGGAAGAAAAGAGGAGAGAAGAAGAAAGAAAGGAGAGAGAGGACCAUAAAGGCAAACAGGAAGUGAAGAUAAUUGUGACAACGGAAGGUAAGGAAUAUGAGGGUGAAGAGGAAGGCGGAGCAACAGGAAAUGGUCUGUGUAAAUUCAGUAUUAUGGAUGAAGAAAUGAACCUCGAGACCACCUGGUACCACACAGACCCACGGGUCACCAGCAGCUUCUCCAGCUUGUCCAGUGGCUCCUUGAGUGCUGCUCUGGAGGAGAGCAGUGCAGCAGGAAAAGCCCCUUCUCGUCUAGGUGCACUCCGUUCACAACCCACAAGUGAAGAUUUACCUAGUUUGGAUGUUCACCACCCUUUCCUCCUGGAGCCAAAACGCCACCAAGGGCCCCUGCGACCCACUAACCUCAAUUACCGUGGCAAUGACAACUCUUGUCUUUGCUUUGCGGAGCUCUCCAAGGCUGAUUUCCUCCCUAGCCCGCCUGAGGCUACUAGUGAUGAUGACGAUGACGAUGAUGAUGAAGAAGAAGAUGAUAGAGGAGUGCAGGAACUCAGACGCAUUUCUAAGAUCCCAAGUUCAAGAGAUUUAAGAAUGAUUGACAGCGAGCCUUUUGACAGAUCACCCAUUAAACAAAAGAAAAAGGUCCCUCCUCAAGUCCCAUUACGUACUAGUUCAAUUCCUGGACACAAAGGACAGGCUGAAAACCGUCUCUCCAAGGAUGAAGAGGCUCUUUUCCUGACACCGUCACCAAAUCCCAGACCAGGUCUUUCGAUCAAAGACAAUGUUUCGGACUCUGACGAUGAGUUUUUUGAUGCCCAGGAGAGAUUUACUCCCCCAGUUCCCGAUCUAUCAGAUGCUGAGCUUGCUGACCGGCGUAAUGCCAACCGGUUAAGUGGAACCUGGAAUGGUCUUCCAGUUGUCCCAGGAAAACAGCCACCAUCACCCCUUGCCAAUAAAGUCCAACCUUCCAAAAUCAAGACGGAAGUCAAGACAGGUAAAGGUCCCACAAAUCAACCUACCAACCAACAACCCAGUCCACCAAAGGCACCUCAGAAAGUCGAAGUUAAGGUCAAACCACCGUUGGCACCUAAGCCCCAGCUGCCUCCCAAACCUCAGAUCAUUCCUCCUAGAUCCCCCCAGCAUGGGAGAUCAUAUGCCCACUGCAAUGGGGAUGCCUCUGGAUGCCUGUCCUCUGAACUCUUGGAAAUGGAGCCAGACACCAUGGAAUUUAAGUCUGUCACAUCAGGGGCGGGUGGACUGCCGAUCUCGUCACCCUUGAUCACAGCCGUGCGAUGCAGUAAGCAACCAGCACCUAUUAAAACAUCAUUAACUGAGGAAAAGACCAAAAUACAAGAUAAAAGCCCCAAAAAGAAUAAAGAUCUGAUGCAUAAGAAUGGCACACAUCUUGUUUCUGAUGAUAAAGUGUUCAUUACUGAUGAAAAACAUAGCCCCAAAGUUGAGAGGAAGAGCAAUGGGACUGCCCUACCUACAAAAAUGUCUCCAAACCUUUCAUCUAUUUCACGAUCAAAUUCAGGUACAAAGCUUUCAGUUCCUCCUCCAGUGCCCCCCAAACCCACUUCUCCUAUGAAUUUCCAUCCACUAUCACUACCUGCUAGUUCACCUGUGUCCCCAACCGAUCCAAACAAAGGGAUCUUCAAGGACAGUGCCAGUCCACCAAAUGGACUCCAUCCUUGGAGCAGCCGCAAUGGCAAUAUCCAGUCAGCACCCCGGAGGGUUUCCCUGAGUCACGAAAGCCUGUCCCCCAAAAAUACAGAUGCACCUCUCACACUAACAACCUCUCUCACGUCCACCAAUUCCAAAGGGGUUGGGGGCUUACAGAGCAGAGAACCUGGAAGGUCUGGGUCCGGGUCGGAUCUGAGGACGAGUUCUUCCAGUCUUGGCGGCAGACUACCAGCUUCUGCUCUGAGAGGGAAGAUCCAGGCUUUGCCUUGGUACAUGACCCGUUCACAAGAGAUUUUAGGAACUUUGGACUAUCCAUCCACUAGCUCCAUCAAUGGGGAUACAUCUGGCUUUGGCUCUGGUUUGUCUGUUGCCAGUGGUUUAUCAGACCUAAACAAGACGCCUGUUAAGGAAAAAGAAAACGUGACCUUAAAAUCAGGAGGGAAAGGGAAUAUUUUAGAGGAUGGGGCUGCAGUUGUCAUAGCGACCAUCAAAGAGGCCCAGGAAGUGACCUCACACAUGAAAAAGACCAAUGGGACAAAUGGCUCCAGCCCUGACCUGAGUUUUAAAGACAUUAGUGCACACCGUGGUAGUGUUUCAUCCGAGCAGCCACAGUCACGGACCCAUUCAGCAGUGGGGGUGGGAGGUGUGUCCAACAUGCAAAUUGGAGGAGACUCCCCAACCUCUUCGCUUGCAGAUAGCACCCCUCCAGAGCAGCACCGGGAGGCAUGUGGCUGCCGCACUGUUUAUGCCAACUGUUUUAGUGGAGACAUUGAGGAUGGUAUAAGCUUUGACGAAGAGCUUACCGUUUACGAGUUCUCCCGACGCACACGCCCAAAACCUGCCAAACCCGCACCAGCCCCUUCUCCUACAACACCUCCACCAAAUCCAAACCUCCUGUCAUUGCUGAAGGACAACCCUCGCCCACUCUCCACAUUCUCCACUGCCUCCUCUGAACUCAGUCCUCUAGUUUCCCGUCCAGUGUCACCAACAAAUUCACUCGGUUGUCCUCUUCGGUCACUUACCAAUAAGAACUAUGGUGGGCUAAAGGGCGGAUUUGCCUCCCUACGCCAAGAUAUAGAUCAACUUCUACUGGUUUUAGAAAGGGGAGCACUUGAGCAACAAACAUCAGGUCAAGACUCAAAGCAGGGUAUCACAGGCAUACAAGUAGGGCCUGACCUAAAUCACAAUGGAACUGAAAGCAGUACAACCCCAGCACCCGGCCAAAACUGUACUGGGACAAACACUGCUGCUAUGACGGAGGCUGAAAGGAGUCUUCUCCAGGCAGAGGCUCGACGAUUGGCAUCUGGUUGUCAGCGGGCAACACGUGUCGGUUGGGCUCCUGAUGAAGCACUACGUUCGUUAUCUAACAGCUUCAGUGCCCUAGUUCAGCUGUCAGCAGCUUGCCUGCGAACAAACCCGUGCCCUGGCUGUGACAUCUGUCAAUAUGAGAGUCUGGAUCAGAGGGAUGAAGAUGUUGACAACCUGGAACCCAUGGACAAGCUAAAGGAGAUCGUGGGUCUUUACCGGGAGUUUGUUGGGGCUGUUGAGACAGCUGGGACUGGUACGGGGGUUGGGGGUAAAAGCAUGGGCUUCAUUGGGUCAGGACAGGGUCAGGGAGAGACCGAUGGGGUGAGGCUACUCGCCAAACGCUGCACAGUACUCAUCUCUUCUGUAUUCGCACUCACACAGCUCUUCCGGACACGUACACUAGACACCCCAGACACGCCUGGACAUGUACCUCUCAAUUUUUGACCUGUGAACCUUACCCACUAACUCACUGACUCUAGAAGUGAUACAAAAGGAAACAGCACAGAGCAAUCUGGUGUGUAACCCCUGUGUUCUUGUACAGUAAGUGCCAUGCACACCACAGCACACGAACUUUAACCUGUGUUACUGUAUUACUCACACGGAAACACUUAAAACAAGCAAAACCCUGAAUGAAGAGAGGAAACUUCAUUGCUUUUUCUCUUCUUGGAAGGACUAUGCAUUUGUACAUAUGGAUUUUAUAACUGUCUUAUAGUUAUCUUAUUUUAUGAUACUAUAUGUGUAUGUAUGUAAGGAUGGUUUACCCAUGUACGUAUUUAUUUAUUUAUUUUUACAAUAUUUGCACCAUGGUCUGUGACAUGCAGGUCUCUCUGGUGGAAAAGAAACUAUGGAUGUCACUGGAUUUUUGUUUCUACCUUCUCUUGGAGACAGUAUUAAGUUAUCUUUUGCUGCUUUAAAAUUUUCUCUACUCCUCAAGGUGUAAUCUGUAAAUUGUCAUAUUUCAAGUUUAGUAAAACGGUAUGUUUUACUGACCAAAUACAGAUGAUACAGUUUACUAUACACUUACAAAAUACAGUAAUUAACUGAAUUGUUUUUUAUGUGCAUUUAUUGCACCUUUUAAAGGAUUUAGUUUUUCAACACUGCAGUCAAAUAUGAAGGGGAUAUAAAACUUUACCACAACAAAAACCAGGGAGCGCACUUUGACUGUUACAGAUUGCACCUUUUUAUGAGAUGUACCCUUGUGUACUGUGUUUUUUCUAUCCCUUCUCCGGUCCUGAAUCACUUUGAGUGAAUGCUUUUUGGAAAUUUCUCCCAUUACCCAAAUGUAUGCAGUAUUCACAUUAAUCUAGUUUUCAUCCAAAGGACAUAACACAUACACUAUAUUUUCUGGGAAUGCCUGGAUGAGGCCCGGGGAGCCAAACAGGGGACCUUACUUAUGUAGUUAAAAAAGGUUUUUGACUCGGCACAAGGGUGACUGUUAAACUAUGUCCAGAUGUAGCAGAGAUCCAAAGUCUUAAAACACUGAGCCACAACUGUUCCCCACAAGAAAUUCCUCUUAGGUCACACUACCGUAUUAAUAUCAUACUGACUGACAGAUGGACUGACUGCUGUAUGCUGGGGUUAGAACUGUAGAUAUAUAUUUAUAUCUUUGUGUCCUAUUCCGUCUCUACUUUCAUUUAUGGCUAUGCAAACAUUAACUAUUCACCCCCACAAACUGUAUAUGUUUUUUGUGCUAACAUUGAAAACAACUAUGGCUGCAUUAUGUUUGUCUGAAUAUAAUGGGUGCUUUCUUUGUUUGGAAUGUUGGCCUUUGUCUUGUUUUGGGAGAACUUAACUGCAUUUUGGAUUGCAACAUUUUGCAACAAGUUGCAUGGCAUUUGUCAAUAUGAAGACUCCUGUCUAUACUGAUGUCUGUGAAUUGUUUGUAAAAGGAUGACGUUGCUUGAUCAGUUUGCUGAUGUACAGUGUUCACUAAUCAGCUUGUCCAUAUCACAUGAAGCCAAAUCAUUUAGUGAGUCAUCCUAUUUGGAGGAUUUACAUACGCCAUCUCAGACAUCAAGAAGGUAAUGAAGACUCAAUGCAUGUAUGAUAAAAGCAUUAGCUGAAGAAGGGACUGAUUUGUGACGAGGUAUAUUUAAUCCUCCAAAUAGAUGACAGUUGGAAAAUUUGUGGACGUGGCCAUGCUACAUAAAUGUGGAGAGUCUGUCUUUUGAGAUUUCAGAGCUUCCAGUUUCAAGUCCAGCAGCAGUGUCCUUGACAGCACCAACAUCAAGACAUAGGUCUCAGGAGCAUCUCUUGUCGUUCACCAUGCAGGCCCAAACAGGGAAGAGAGUGCCUGUGUCACCUAUUUGUUCUGUUUCUGUAUUUUUAAAUUGUACCAACAGCUGUUUGUUUUCAAAGAGGACAUUGUGUUUCUACAGUACAUGAGCAGUCACUUUUCCAUACCCUCGUACAAUAAAGUCUAUGUACCAAGAAAA
Molecule: messenger RNA, 7384 nt
Organism: Notolabrus celidotus (New Zealand spotty)
Lineage: Eukaryota; Metazoa; Chordata; Actinopteri; Labriformes; Labridae
Gene: frmpd1b
Product: FERM and PDZ domain containing 1b
Exons: 17
Coding region: 279-5393 (1704 amino acids)
Cellular component (GO): cytoskeleton
Molecular function (GO): protein binding
Source: RefSeq, a predicted model, not a curated record